This is a messenger RNA of Fraxinus pennsylvanica, 2457 nucleotides long. The record is from the annotation of a GenBank genome assembly. Lineage: Eukaryota; Viridiplantae; Streptophyta; Magnoliopsida; Lamiales; Oleaceae.
AUGGAGAUGAGCAACUUUAGUCCUGAAUUGCACGUUGCUCAAAAAAGCCGGCGUGAUAAGUUAAGAGUUCAGCAUGAUUCCAACCAGCUCCAUCAUUUGGAAGCUUAUGCCAACAAUUUGGAACAAUCAUCUGUCCACCAUGGUCUAACCUCGGGUCUUGUUCAGUUUCGAAGUUGUAGGGAUGAGAAUAUAUGCAGUAACCCGUCAGCAUUUAACUCGGAAAUGCUUAAUUUUCCUACAAAUAAACAACCCCUAUUGACCAAUAAGGAUGAUGUAAUGGUGCAUCAAGAGCCAAGGGCAGCAGAAUCUGAUAAACGGGCUGGAGAGGCUUCGUUUGGGGAAUCUUCACGAACAUUGUUAUCAACCUUUAAUUCUUCAGCCACCGCAAGUGAUGUCCCACAAUAUAUUAGCACUUGGAAUGGCAUUGGUCCACAGUCAAGCAGUGAUUGGUCAGCUAGUUACGUUAGUGGAAGUAAUCCGAAGCUGUUGUUUGUUAGUGAGAGCUCAUCUGGUUCUUUGAAAAAUAGCAACACUCCUUUAUCUAUAUUAGAUUUCAAGCCUUGCCAUGGACACCAAGAAGUUUACUCAUCUUUCAUUAAACCGCCAACUGAAAUUCCUGAUCAAAAUCUGGAAAAGCAUCGCGAUGAUGUGCAUUAUAGUUCUUCACUUUACCAGACUGAAUUGCAUGAAGUUGUUCAUCCGGCAAACUUGGCAACUGAACCCCUUGAAAUGCCUUUCAUUAGGCAGCAAAACUCCAAGGAGACUAUCCAUGAUUCAUGGGCUGUUGGUGGUGGAGAACUUUUACUUCUUCCAACUUAUGCAGAUGAAAUAGGCCUUAAAAGUUCGUCUGAUUUGACAAGUAAGCCGGCCAAUGUAUGUCAUCAGUGGAGUAGUGAACUGGACUAUUCGGCAAACAAAAAUGCCAAUGGAGACUCUGGAAUAGUUGCAAAUGACAAUUCAAACACUCAGGGCCUUUCUUUAUCGCUUUCAUCAGCUCCAUCCCGUAAGGUACAUGGAGCUCAGUUUUUUGAUAGAGAUCCUUCCCACAGUUUGAACUCAAGAAAUAUUAAUCUCAGUGCAGUCCCAGAUUCCAUGACCUUGAAUUCUGAAUAUUUGUCUUCCAAUCAAAACCUUUUAAUUCCUAGUAAUGGUUUAGGAGUUCCUUCUCAAGAUAUAGUGAGAAAAUCAAGUUUUGCUCAAUGUAAUCUUGGUCCUCUUGGUCCUUUCACCGGCUAUGCAACCAUACUCAGAAGUUCAAAAUUUUUGAAGCCAGCACAGCAGUUAUUUGAUGAAUUUUCCACUUAUGCAAGUCCUAAGUUGAGUGAAAUGCCUGGGGUAUCUAAUCUUUUUGGCGAAGUUAGGGUUUCUGGUGAUGUUAGUGGUUCAGAACCUGUGGUAGAAGGAACAACUGGGGAUUUGUGUGGAUCGUCUUUCACGUUUUAUAGGUCAAACGAGAGGGCUUAUGAGCCUGGAGGUGAAAAUAGCUCGACAAAUUCAUGUUGGCCUGAAUAUCUACAAAGAAAGGCUAAAUUGUUAAAUAUGCAGGAUGAGGUUUUCAGAAGGUACAAGCAGUAUCAUCAGCAGAUGCAAAUGGUUUUUUCAUCCUUUGAAUCGGUGGCAGGUCUUAAUGCUGCUAUUCCGUACAUUUCUUUAGCUCUGAAGACAGUUUCCGGGCAUUUUCGGUGUCUAAAGAAUGCCAUAGCCGACCAACUCCGAAGCAUAAGCAGCACCUUGCUGGAAGACUUGUCGUCCCCGAUGAAUGAUGGGAGCAAUAAUAAAGCGGAUACAGAUAAUACAAGGUUGAAGUUCAUCGACAGCUGCUCUCAAAAGCAGAAAGUUGGAGGCAAUCUCGGGUUUCUUGAAACCCAACGUGUAUGGAGACCCCAAAGAGGCCUACCUGAACAUGCAGUGUCUAUUCUUAGAGCCUGGCUUUUUGAUCAUUUCCUUCACCCUUAUCCUACGGACACAGACAAGCAUAUGCUAGCUGCUAAAACUGGCUUAACCAGAAACCAGGUAUCUAACUGGUUUAUCAAUGCCCGGGUUCGUGUGUGGAAACCAAUGGUUGAAGAAAUACAUAUGCUAGAAACCAAAGGAACGGCUGAAGCAGGAAGACCAGAUGAAUGUACUGUCCAAUCAAAUGACAGCCAAUCUUUGAAUAAGCUCAACUCAAGUUCAGCAUUCGAUAAGCAAGUGGAAUUCUCAAGGAUUAGCUCGUCUGAAUGCAUGCAUCCCAAUAUACAGAAUCAUGGCAAUCAUUCGAGAGUUGAUUAUCGCAUUCCUGCUAGUAAUGAUGGAUCUUUUAUGGGUUUUUCGCCAUAUCAUCAAAGUGGAAUGGAGAUUGGGGGUCUUGGUUCGGUCUCGCUCACUUUGGGUCUGAAGCGAACUGCGGAGAGCGUGCAACAGCCACAAUUCAGGCAGCAUUUUGAGGAUUCUAUGGUUCGUGAUUCUGUAGGUUGA